Messenger RNA from Neltuma alba, 405 nucleotides. RefSeq lists its product as uncharacterized. The record is from RefSeq and is a predicted model, not a curated record. Bases 1 to 405 code for a protein of 134 amino acids. Gene Ontology annotation, molecular function: double-stranded DNA 3'-5' DNA exonuclease activity. Gene Ontology annotation, biological process: DNA repair. NCBI's taxonomy places the organism in Eukaryota, Viridiplantae, Streptophyta, Magnoliopsida, Fabales, Fabaceae. The transcript has a single exon.
AUGGAUCAACGAAGAAAUUGUGCUACUACUAGGUCAUUGCCUGGAAGUGACGCGUUGUAUGGCUCGAGUACAGUAAGAAGUGAGCAAGAUCCGCUGCAUUGUCGCCCGAAUCUAGUGUUAAAUGAGCAAGGGCCACUGCACUCUUAUGGACGGAGGCGGCUAAAGAAGUUAGUUUAUAAAAGCAAGAUCAGGUUUGACACUUGGAACGUUGGCACACUGUAUGGUAAAUCAAGGGAGGUGAUGGAAGUAAUGGGCAAAAGGAAGAUUAAUAUUUUGUGCCUACAAGAAACUAAAUACAUUGGAGAGAAGGCCUUCGAAUUUACUAAUGGAUUUAAACUUUGGUAUACGGGAAAGGUAGGCACAAGGAAUGGAGCUGGUAUUAUCAUUGAUAAUGAAUGGAAAUAG